AUGAGAUGGCUAGCAAGCAUUUCAACCUUCCUCGGAGCGGUUUCGUUUGCCUCUGCGGUGGUGGACGAUCCAGCCAAAGACGCGACCCCAUAUAUGGACUCCUUCCCACUGUUUCGAAGCUCCAACAUGGCCAACCCCGAUAAGCUGUCAAGUGGGGUUGGUUUUCAUUCAUUCAGGAUUCCGGCCGUGGUGAGAACCAGUACUGGACGCAUUCUGGCCUUUUCUGAAGGCCGGCGAUGGAGUAAUCUGGAUUACGGCGACAUCAAUCUUGUCUACAAAAGAACUAAAACAACAACCAAUAAUGGUGUUGCAAUACAGGAUUGGGAAUCGUUGCGUGAAGUUGUAGGAGCUGGCCAAGGGACCUGGGGCAAUCCGACUCCAGUAGUCGAUGGUGAAUUCAUUUAUCUCUUCAUGUCAUGGAAUGCAGCGGGCUACAGUCAAAAUGGUCAACUACUUGCUGACGGAACUAGCACCAAGAAGAUUAACACUAGUUGGGAAGGCCGUCGUCAUCUAUAUCUGACCAAGAGUACUGAUGAUGGAAACACCUGGUCAACUCCGGAAGAUGUCACACUUUCUCUCACGCCAAAUAACUGGGCGUGGGACGCAGUUGGCCCAGGAAUUGGCAUCAAGACUACGACUGGAGAGCUUGUUGUGCCAGCUCAACGCCGCAAUAUCAUUGGCCGAGGGCCCCCAGGAAACCGAACUUGGUCAAUGCAAGAACUCAGCGAUGGUGGCUCAGAAUCGACUAUCUGCCAAACCCCAGACGGGAACCUCUAUCGUAACGACCGUCCGGGAAAGGCUGGUUAUCGUUCCGUCGCUCGUGGGACGUUGAGCAGCUUUGGAAAAUUCGCAACCGACAUCGGUCUCCCCGAUCCAGCAUGUGAAGGUUCAGUCAUGCUAUAUAAUCUUGCCUCAUCUGCUGGACCUGCGCGAGUAAUAUUCUUGAACUCUGCCAGUCAAGACAGUCGACGGAAUAUGCGCGUCAGGAUCAGCUAUGACUCAGACACAAGGAAGUUCGACUAUGGCCGCAAGCUUAGCGACGCUGCAGUAUCUGGAGUUGGGAACGAAGGCGGCUACUCAAGCAUGACCAAAACACAGGACGCAAAGAUUGGUGCCUUGGUAGAAACCGAUUUCUACAAUGCGAAAGGAGGAGCAGACUCGCAUAGAGCAAUAUUGUGGAGACGCUUCAAUCUCUCUUGGAUCCUCAAUGGCCCGAACAACUAA
Talaromyces proteolyticus is the source of this 1224-nucleotide messenger RNA. Its product is annotated as glycoside hydrolase family 33 protein. Lineage: Eukaryota; Fungi; Ascomycota; Eurotiomycetes; Eurotiales; Trichocomaceae. Gene Ontology annotation, molecular function: exo-alpha-sialidase activity. The record is from RefSeq and is a predicted model, not a curated record. Gene Ontology annotation, cellular component: membrane; intracellular membrane-bounded organelle; cytoplasm. Gene Ontology annotation, biological process: ganglioside catabolic process; oligosaccharide catabolic process. Bases 1 to 1224 code for a protein of 407 amino acids. The transcript has a single exon.